AUGUCUUGCGAAGCGAUCCGGGUGACCAUGACCCCUAUGUUAGGGCCAUCAAAAAGCAUCUCCUACCCGAGAUGUGGUAAUGGGAUGCUCAGAGAGAUUGCGUAUGUGGUUCUGGAGUUGUUGUAUUGGCGUGAUCCGAAGAAAAGUGCCGUAGCUCUAUCGCUAAUCCUUUUGGCAGUUUUCAUUCUUGCAAAAUAUCCAAUUUUGUCCGUGAUCGCCUAUACUGGUUUGGCCGUACUUGCCGGUACCAUUGGAUUCCGUGUUUUCAAGACAAUCGAGGCUCAAGUAAAGAAAACUAGUGGAGAGAAUCCUUUCCAGGAGUACCUCGCCAAGGACUUGCAACUGCCUCAGGAACGAAUUCAUGCACAAGUGGAUGUGCUCGCAGAACAUGGCACAGUCCUAUUCAACCAACUCAAGAGGCUUGUCUUCGUUGAGAACAUCGUCGAGAGUGUUAAGGUGGGUCGGACAGAGUUUACGGUGCCUUGGGGGUUGGGGCUUUGCAAAUGA
This is a messenger RNA of Haemonchus placei, 507 nucleotides long. The record is from the annotation of a GenBank genome assembly. NCBI's taxonomy places the organism in Eukaryota, Metazoa, Nematoda, Chromadorea, Rhabditida, Trichostrongylidae.